AGCAACUGAAUUUUACCAAUUACUUAUCAAAUUUCACGUGUUAUUCUCUCUCUAACGAUUUCACUUUUUUGAAGUUUAAUGACGGUUCACCAAACAAAGAAGAUUGUGAGAAUGGAGCUAGUUCUGGUGAUAGAAGAAGUGCACAAGCUAAUGAAAAUGAAGAAGAUACAAUUGAUGAAGAAGCAAACUCUGGUGAUAAAAAAAGUGCACAAGAUGAUGAAAAUGAAGAAGAGAUAUGUGAUGAAGAAGCAAAAUCUGGUACAUAUCAUCUAAGGGAAGAAGAGAAUAUACUUGGGAAAAAUGAGACUACACAAAAAAUCACUCAAGACGAAGACACAGAAAAACUUGAAUCUGAAAGUUGCUUGAAACAAACAUCGCAGGUAUGAAUCUAAACUAGGAUAUAAAGGUUUAUAAAUUUUUUGAUUUAGUGCUUGGCAAAUUGAAUUUCUUAUUUCUUUUGUAGGUUAUGUCGCCUACUCCAACAUUCAAUACUCCAAACUUUGAUACAAGGGUACAAAAUUAAUAUAGUUUUAUAAGGCCUUGUAAAGUUUAAUGUAUAUAUCAUAAACAUCUAAUUUUCAAAUAUUUUGUUUGCAGGUUACAUCGCCUACUCCAACAUUUAUGUCUCCUAAGUUUGAUCUCCUUUCCCAAGAAAGUCGUAGUGGAAAGGGUACAAAUGAGGCAUUUUAUAAAGCUUUAUAAAAUAUUUCAUGAUCGAUAAAGGCCUCUUAAACAAUUUGCAUGGGAUGAUGGUGGCUAGGGAUUUUUGGGGGAGUCAAGGAGAUCGAGGAGAUCAGGGGGAUGAUGGUGGCUCGAAGAAUCUGGAUUCUUUCCCGAUCUGGUGUGGAGAUUAGGUUCUCGGCAAAUCAAUUAUCAGAUUUGAGAGGGACAGCUAGUGGGUAAGGGGGGAGAUGCGAAGAACGGCGAGAUGGCUCGGAAGAGGUUAAAGAUUUCUGUUCCUCACUUUGAUAACUCGGACCUGAUCAAAAGCUAUGCUUUGACAUUGGUGGGGAGAUGCAUGAAUCCGGAGAAGCAAAAGGUUGAUGCGCUUCUGGUAAUGCUACCUAAGAUCUGGAAGGUGGAAGAGAGGGUAACGGGCGCUGAUUUGGGAAUGGGGAAGUUCCAGUUCCACUUUGAGAGAGAGGAAGACAUUGAAGCGGUUCUGGAGAUGCAGCCGUAUCAUUUUGAUUACUGGAUGCUCGCGUUGGCAAGAUGGCAACCACGUAUGCCUAGAAACUUCCCAUAUGAGAUUCCUUUUUGGAUCAAAGUGGAGGGAGUCCCGCUGGAGUUCUGGUCGACAGCAACAUUCCAGAGCAUAGGGGAUGCUAUUGGAGAGACCACAGACGUGGAUUUGGACUUUGGCAAGAUGAGGGUGGUUAUGGAUGCUGCUAAGGAAUUGUGCUUUGAAACAACGGUUGAUUUCAAAGGCGGUGAGUUCUAUGAGGAGGAAGAGGCGCCGGUUUUCCUCAAAUACGACAAGUUGUUUGGGUUUUGCAAGCUAUGUUUCAAGCUGUGUCACGACGAGGACCAAUGCCCGUUGAAUCCGAAUCCUCCAAAGAAACAAGAAACUAAGGACGGAACAGAAGGAAAAACGGAGGAUCGGGCAAGGAGUUAUAAGGGAGUGGUGAUCAAUGGGGAAGCAGGCAAUCAGGAGGUUUUAAAUGAUCAGAGAGGUUACUAUGGCAAAGGUAAAGGAAAAUGUAUGAGGAACCAGAGGCUAAGUGGGUCAAGGUCCCGGAAAGAGGAAGCAAGAGGCCCUCAUCCUAUCGUACCACCAACAGAGGAGAGGAAGAACGAUCAAGGUCACGUAAUACCCGUUGGGAACAACCAAGGUACUCAGUCCAAGAUGAUAGACACAGGUAUCAACGGGGCGCAAGGACCGCACGAAAUACCAUAGAAAGGGAGCGAGAGGAGCCAAAGGAAGAGGGCGAGAUUGGGAGCUCAGGGAGGGUGUCGAGAAAUUUGCACAAGGUGGAGAAACCACAGCUGGCAUUACCGGAAUCCACCGGUGACAAGCUUGCGAUGAGUGGAGCAAGGGCUACUGCUAUGGAUUUGGAGGGGGAGAUAGGAGAUAGUACGGAGAUAGCGAACUUGGUAAAUGAUUUGGAACAGGCUAUGGCCUUAGUGGGUAAGGGAAAUGCUAUUGAAGCCAAUGUGACUUUGAAGCCUGAUGAAUCAGUGGUGAUUGAGGAACGCAAGGAGGAGCUAGCGGAGGGAGCUGAUGAUUUCCAAUCCCUUACGGACGAGGAAACGGUUAAGGCUGAUGAGGAUAUGAGAGGUGUAGCUGAGGGGGAGGCGGAAUUGGGUGGGAAUGGGGAUCACGAUGUCCAAGCGGGAGGGGAGGAGAAGAAGAAGGGAGCUCGUAAGAUUUUGUUUAAGAAGCCACCAGGGAUAGCAGUAGGAACCUCUAAGAUGCGGCUUGUUCAGGCUGUUCUCUCACCGCGUAAGAAUGGUGUUUCUAAGUCAAGCAAGCGUCAGGGAGGAGGGGGAGAGGGAGCCAAGCAAGCUGAGGAGAAGGGAGCCAAGCAAGCUGAGGAGAAGGGUCCAUUAAACCCAAAGAACUCGGAAAAAACAGGAUAAUUAGUUUAUGGAUAGCACAAUAAACGAUGUAUUUCAGUCGGGAUUGGGAGUCUUUUUUCAUGUGUUAAAAAUAAGCUCAGUGAGCAUUUAUUUGUGUUUGGGUUUGGGGUCUAUCUGGUUUUAUUUUGGUACUGCAGUGUAUGCAGCUCUUGGCUAUUAUUGUCGUUGGAAUAAAUUUAAAGUUGGUUA
This is a messenger RNA of Brassica napus (rape), 2769 nucleotides long. RefSeq lists its product as uncharacterized. Bases 929 to 1897 code for a protein of 322 amino acids. Lineage: Eukaryota; Viridiplantae; Streptophyta; Magnoliopsida; Brassicales; Brassicaceae. The transcript is spliced from 2 exons. The record is from RefSeq and is a predicted model, not a curated record.